Molecule: messenger RNA, 2417 nt
Organism: Clupea harengus (Atlantic herring)
Lineage: Eukaryota; Metazoa; Chordata; Actinopteri; Clupeiformes; Clupeidae
Gene: ssuh2rs1
Product: ssu-2 homolog, related sequence 1
Molecular function (GO): heat shock protein binding
Source: RefSeq, a predicted model, not a curated record
UGCUAAACACUCGCUUUCUAUAGCCUAUCUGUACUCCAGUCUAUUUUCCAUGCGUAUGCCUAGACCUACAGCAGACUUUAGCUCGUAGUCUGGUACAGAGUUCUGGGGUGCAGACGUCGCCUACCACGAUGACACAAAUCCCCUUCUAAAAUAACUUUUUGACAGAAUUAGAAAUUCCACAUGUUGCCUCUGUAAGUGCUUCUGACAAUACGCCUAUGACACAAAGGGACUUUUGCCAAGCCUACAUACUAAUGCAUAGAUCCACAGAAUAUAUAAAUGUAGGUUACAAGAAGAUAGUUGUAUAUACAGGAAGCCUAGAUACUAUGUAAAUCUGUCGAUGACCGCCACCCUGUGAUGCGUCCUCGAUUGGGUGAAAAAUCCCAAACGUUCUUCCUGUAUUUUCUGCCCCGCAGUGAUUUCACAAACGUUCGCACACCUUUUCGUUAGUUAGUUCAACAGCUGGAUAGACCAUGUACAGUCCAGAUGAAAGCCACGCCAUGUACGCCCCGCCCGUAGCCGACCCCAGCGCUCCUUCUGCGCCUCCCGCCGGCACGUUUGACAAUGUGCCGGGCUACGAGGGAACGAUGGUGGGAGGAGGUGGAUUUCUGCCUCCACCUAUGCCCACUAUGCCAAUGCCAAUGCCUGAGCCAGGACUUGCACAGCCAAACUGGAACAUUCCGUCCAUCACUGAGGACACGGCCCGAGAGGCCUUCAUCAUGUUUGCCUCCAGCAAGUGCUGCUACAACUCUUCUCCAGCCAGAGAAGGAGUCAUCACCAGAAUGGAUGCCUUCAACACCUACAGGUAUCGCCUAGAGACCUUCAAUGAGUCUAGAUCGACUGAAUGGAGCCAGGAACCCUACAAUGGGCAACCUGUCGAUGCCUUCAUACAAGCAGUUCCAGGCCCUUGGGACAUCCCUGCCCAGGCUCCAGGCUUGUUCAAGGAUCAUACACAAGUUAUAAGAGUGCCCUACACUUCAUCUGUGAAGAAUUGCUACGCUUGUGUUGGGAUGGGCAGAAGCCCUUGCAAAGACUGCGCUGGAGCCGGCAAUAAAGUCUGCUGGGUGUGUAAUGGCUCUGGAUAUCGCCAUGGAGAUGAUCGAUGCUCCCACUGCAGUGGAAGAGGAAGAGAGAACUGCAGUCAGUGCCGUGGUCAAGGCUCUAAAGAAUGCUCCACGUGCCAUGGCAGGAGACAGAUCCUGGUGUUCAUCAACCUUAAUGUUAAAUGGACUAACCACAUUGACGUGUACGUGGUCGAACAGAAUAGCGGUCUCAAAGUGGGUAAUCUCAGUAAAGUGUCAGGAAAGGAGAUGCACAAGGAUGCCCAAUACCUGGUAUAUCCUGUGAGAGGCUUUCCUGAUCCCGCUGUGGUUGGAGCAUCAGAGAGGCUGGUGAGGGAACACCAGGCCAACUACUCCCAGACUUCUCGCAUCCUGCAGCAGCGGCAGACGAUUGAGCUGAUCCCCAUCACUCGAGUCGGCUACAUGUGGAAGGGAAAGUCCUGUGUGUAUUUUGUGUUUGGGAAUGAGUUCAAAGUGAGCUCUGAGGACUACCCUGCCACGUGCUGCUGCUGUUCUGUGUUGUAACUGAUGCUAAGCAGGCUGCAGUACACUUCUCCUCCAGUUGGGGGCUCUAUGUCCAAGUAUGCUGUGUAAGAGAAGCACUUGUUGUAAUAAUGUGAUGAAGCCUGAAGUAAAAUAUUCAUUUAUUUUUGUAUACAUGAAAGAAUACUGUGCACAGAUGUUAAUAUACACAUACUGUUCUUUGUUACCACUAAUAGAAGUAUUUGCAACUCACUUAUGUCAGUCACUUAUGUUUGUGUUUCGUUGAUGAGUCUCACUUGAAGGAAAAGGUCAUGGAUAUCCAUGUCCCAACAAUGUUUCUGAUUGUUCUGAUCUGAAUGUUUCUCAUUAAAUCCCACUUAUACUAUCAAACAAUCAGGGAUAAAAAUCGCAUCAGAUAUCUUUAUCAGGCUAGGUAUUUUGUGUGUGUGUGUGUGUGCUUGUUUUUAUGUCUUCAUUUAAUGCGUUCAUUUUAGAUAUGUUAUCUGAUUUCACCAGUACUGAUAUGGUCAUUUCAUCUAUACUAAAAUGUUAUUGAAAUGUUGGAAUAAAAUGUCAUGCAUUGAGUAAAAUGUCAUGCAUUAGUUGGUCACUAGAACCUUUGAACUCUUCAAAAAUCACAAUCUUGUUAAUAUUCAGAACAGUAAUCAUGAGUAUUCUUGAUUUUUGCACUGUUUUGUUUAAAGAAAGCUGAACAGAAAACCGACUGCAUUACUUAAUGCCACCUUUACAUCAGCUUUUUAAUUAAGUAAUUUGCUUACUCCAAAGCUAUUGUAUUUUCUAAGAUUGUGUUUGUACUAAAAGGGCUAAAGAAUUCAAGGCAUUAAAUAACAAUAAAUAUUGUUGCCUAAUAAUGUA